Knipowitschia caucasica is the source of this 789-nucleotide messenger RNA. The record is from the annotation of a GenBank genome assembly. Lineage: Eukaryota; Metazoa; Chordata; Actinopteri; Gobiiformes; Gobiidae.
AUGGCUUUAUCCGAACGAUCACGCGUGCGAUUAUUGACGUCGGUGGGAGAAACGUCGGACUACAUAAACGCUUCAUACAUCACGGGAUACAGACAAAGCAAAGAAUUCAUCAUCACGCAAAAACCUCUUCCCCACACGGUCAAGGACUUCUGGAGAAUGAUUUGGGACCACAACGCCCAGCUCAUCGUGUCGCUCCCGGGGCCCACCACCUUUGAGGAGGUAGCGGAGUCCUGCGCCUUCUGGCCUCGUAAGGGAGAGCCCAUCAGCUACGAGGCGUUCACGGUCACACAGAAAUCGGAAAACCACAUCUGCCUGAGCAACGAGGACAUGCUGGUGGUGCAGGAGUACGUUCUGGAGGCCACGCAGGACGACUAUAUGCUGGAGGUGCGACACUACCGCGCCCCCCGCUGGCCAAACCCGGACAGUCCCAUCAGCAACACGUUCGAGCUGCUUCACCUGCUGAAGGAGGAGACGCACACGAAGGAGGGGCCCACGGUGGUCCACGAUGACGUGGGCGGGGUCACGGCGGGAACCUUCUGCACUCUCCUGUCUCUGAGUCGAGAGCUGGAGGAGGACCAGGCGCUCGACGUCUUCCAAGCGGCCAAACUCACAAACCUGAUGAGGCCCGGAGUCUUCAGCGACCUGGACCAGUUCCAGUUCCUGUACAGUGCCAUGUUGAGUCUGGUGGGGAAGCAGGAGGACGAGAGAGCCCUCCACUGCUCCGACAACAACGGGACGAUCGUGGUGGGAUCGACCAGCACCGCGGAGAGCCUGGAGUCCUUGGUCUAA